Molecule: messenger RNA, 1345 nt
Organism: Salarias fasciatus (jewelled blenny)
Lineage: Eukaryota; Metazoa; Chordata; Actinopteri; Blenniiformes; Blenniidae
Product: membrane-spanning 4-domains subfamily A member 6B-like
Exons: 8
Coding region: 244-978 (244 amino acids)
Cellular component (GO): membrane
Source: RefSeq, a predicted model, not a curated record
UCUGGGAAGACGGGGGCGUUUUCAUCACUUUUACCACCAAAAGCUGCGCAGCAGGCUGAAAAGCAGCAGGAUCCUGUCCGGACGAGCUGAGUCCUUCUGGUUUCUCUCCUCUUGAAUCUGGUUUCAGAUUCACCCGGCUGUGAGUUUACCACCGAGGAGGAAAGAAAGACAGAAAAACAGUCUCAGCUUCCAAAAAAAGAAAGAAAGAAAGAAAACAGAAAGGCGAGCGUCAGAGCCGACAGGAUGUCGGUGAGCAUAUCCAAGGCGGACGGGGUCACCAUGCUGACCAUGACCUCUGACCCCGACAGCGUGUGCCCCCCGCUGUGCCAGGUCCUGAAGGGUCUGUGCUACAGCCCGGUGUGCUGCACCGUGUCCCGCCACAUGAAGAGGAUCCAGACCGGCUCUCUGUCAGCGCUCGGGACGCUGCAGAUCCUCAUCGGCCUCUUCAACAUCGCUCUUGGAGUCAUCCUCAGCACCUCGCGCAGCGGCUCUGAUUGGACGAUGGAUCUCACCGGCUAUCCUUACUGGAUGGGAGGAUUUUUCGUUCUGUUUGGCGUCGUCUGCAUUCUGACGGAGAAGUUCCCCAGUCCCUGUCUGGUCUUCCUCCACUUGGCGCUGCAUCUCUGCGGAGUUGGUUUCGCCAUCGCGGCCAUCGUGCUCUACAGCAUCAACACCGCCAACGUCCGCUUGUGGUGGAUGUGCAACGAAAACAACUACUGGUACGAGCGGACGACCCCGAGCCCGAACCCCGAACUGACCGCCAUGCUGAAGGACAGAUGCCAGGAGGCCAAGGCCCUGAGCCUGGCGCUGCUCCGGAGCAUCAGCUCCCUGCUGAUCGUCCUCUCGGUGGUGGAGCUCUGCGUCGUCCUCAGCGCCUUCGUGUUUGGCGUCAAGUCCAUGAGGAGCCGAGAGGAGAAGCCCAAGCAGGCCGCUGCAGACCUGGACCAGUACCAGCCGCUGCUGCAGGACGCCGCCUGAACCUCCGGCCGCCGCCCAGCUCGGAACGCGCUCCGAUAAUCAGCUUUAUUUUUUUAUUUUUUUACUUCUGCUCUGAUUCUGCAUGUUUGAAGUCUUUCUGCUCCUCCUUAAAGGUAUAAUGAACGAUUUUCUCGUAAAAGUCGAAGCCAAACGUCUGUUACUCGCUUUUGGAAAAACGCGCAUGCGCCAGACCGUCCUCCCUGCUCUGCUGCUCCUACGACGGCGUGACGCAAGCAUUCCUCCAGCGUGAUGGACAUGUCGGAGGACCAGUAGUUGAGAUUCGCAUCACACCAUUCACUGGCUGAAACAUCGUCCAUGAUACCUUUAAGAAUUCCCUCCUGACAAAUAAAGGCACGAAUCACACUUU